Molecule: messenger RNA, 1441 nt
Organism: Gorilla gorilla gorilla (western lowland gorilla)
Lineage: Eukaryota; Metazoa; Chordata; Mammalia; Primates; Hominidae
Gene: TM2D2
Product: TM2 domain containing 2
Exons: 4
Coding region: 398-913 (171 amino acids)
Source: RefSeq, a predicted model, not a curated record
AAGGCCUGACCACGCAGUGAUUGGGUCUGUGCUGCUGGCCUGGGAUUGUGGUUGAGGCCGGGUCUCCGCUCCUGUGCCCGGGAAGAUGGUGCUAGGUGGUUGCCCGAAUCACGCCAUUUUUUAACAUCUCUUUUUGAUCAAACAAGAAAAGGCAUUUGGGAAAUGCAAAGAGGACUGAGAAUACUUUGGCUUAAAUUUUGCCCCCAGAAUCUUGUUGUUUGCCUACUGAAGAGAUGAAACCAUGGCAGAAGUAGAAUCCUUAUAGAAGCAGGACCAGAAACACCUCCCUUCUCCAACAAAAGGUUCAUUUGGGUGGCUGUCCGUUUGACCUGCUGUGCUUCAGUUUAAUUGGCUUGGAAAGGGGUCAGCAGGGUGAAACUGAACCCCAGAAAACUUGAUGAAGAAAUGUCUUUUGCCUGUUUUGAUUACGUGCAUGCACACAGCGAUUUGCAAAGACCGUAUGAUGAUGAUCAUGAUCUUACUGGUGAAUUACAGACCUGAUGAAUUUAUAGAAUGUGAAGACCCAGUGGAUCAUGUUGGAAAUGCAACAGCAUCCCAGGAACUUGGUUAUGGUUGUCUCAAGUUCGGCGGUCAGGCCUACAGCGACGUGGAACACACUUCAGUCCAGUGCCAUGCCUUAGAUGGAAUUGAGUGUGCCAGUCCUAGGACCUUUCUACGAGAAAAUAAACCUUGUAUAAAGUAUACCGGACACUACUUCAUAACCACUUUACUCUACUCCUUCUUCCUGGGAUGUUUUGGUGUGGAUCGAUUCUGUUUGGGACACACUGGCACUGCAGUAGGGAAGCUGUUGACGCUUGGAGGACUUGGGAUUUGGUGGUUUGUUGACCUUAUUUUGCUAAUUACUGGAGGGCUGAUGCCAAGUGAUGGCAGCAACUGGUGCACUGUUUACUAAAAAGAGCUGCCGUCAUGGCCCAGGGAGGCAGGUGAAAGCUCUGUCUUCUGAAUUCAUCUGUACAGGCUCAAAACUCCUCUUUGAUAUCAGACCUGAUGUUAUUUUCCCUCUUUUGGAGGGCAUUUGUUUGGUUAAGAAGGCUUCUUUGGACUUUGGAAUUUCAACCCAGAUUUUACCUUGCAGAUGGAAUGACAAGCAAAAAGUGUUGUGGGGAAUCAAAUUUGUUCCUUUCCUCAUGCACAAAACAUAAAGGAUAGUGGCGAGUUUACAAGCUGUGGAUGGGUUUCCAUAGUCUUCCUUUCUGUACAUUGCUAUAUCUUCAGUCCUUUGGAGCAAGUGGACCUAACAAGUUGAGCAAAAUGAAUAUUUGUAUCCAUGUUCCUCUUGUGACUCUGAGUCUUCAUGCAAGGAGAUCUGAAGCUGAACAAUGAAAAUCUUCAGCAGAAGUAGAAAUGGCCGUGGAUUGUAAUACACACUGAAAUUCUGACUUUCUGAAUUUAAAUGUAGAAUAAAUUUUGCCAACUUGGA